Thlaspi arvense is the source of this 1041-nucleotide messenger RNA. NCBI's taxonomy places the organism in Eukaryota, Viridiplantae, Streptophyta, Magnoliopsida, Brassicales, Brassicaceae. The record is from the annotation of a GenBank genome assembly.
AUGGAGUUUACGGAUUUCUCGAAGACGAGCUUUUAUCACCCGUCGUCGCAAAGCGUUUGGGAUUUCGGAGAUUUCGCGGCGGCCGAGAGGAAUUCCUUAGGGUUUAUGGAGUUGUUAGGUUCGCAGCAACAUCAUCAGCUUCAGGACUUUGCUACAACUCCUUUUCCUCAUUCCUUCCUCCUCGAAACGCCCCAACCGCAAACGCUAACGCAAACGCAAUCAUCGGUGAAACUGUCUUCUUCUGUUUCAACUAUCCUUCAAGCUCCACCGUCAAACACUACGGCGGAUAAACCAGUGACGUCAAAGGUGGAAUCUUUCUGUUCAGAACAUUUGCUGAUGAAUCCACCGGCGACUCCUAACUCGUCGUCGAUUUCGUCGGCCUCAAGCGAGGCUGUAAAUGAAGAGAAAGCCAAAAGAGACGACGAAGAAGAAGAUGAACAGGAGCAGAAGAAGAGUGUUACUAAUAAACAGUUGAAACCAAAGAAGAAUAACCAGAAGAGACAGAGAGAGGCAAGAGUAGCGUUCAUGACAAAGAGUGAGGUUGAUCAUCUCGAAGAUGGUUAUCGAUGGAGAAAAUAUGGUCAAAAAGCUGUCAAAAACAGUCCUUUUCCCAGGAGUUACUACCGUUGCACAACGGCUUCAUGUAACGUAAAGAAGAGAGUGGAGAGAUCAUUCAGAGAUCCUAGCACUGUGGUUACAACCUACGAAGGUCAACACACACACAUUAGUCCACUCACGUCUCGUCCAAUUUCCACUGGAGGCUUCUUCGGAUCAUCAGGAGUUGCUUCAAAUCUCGGUAACUUCGGGUUUCCUAUAGAGAGCUCAACAUUAAUCUCUCCUGAAUUCCAACAACUUGUCAAUUACCACCACCUACAGCAACAACAAGAACUGGUGUCUUGUUUUGGAGGAGUUAGCGAGUACCUUAAUAGCCACGCAAGUGGAUUUGGUGACGAUGAUCAUGUGAAGAAGAGUGGAGGUUUGGUUCAAGAUAAUGGACUUCUUCAGGAUGUUGUCCCGUCUCAUAUGUUGAAGGAAGAGUAG